Messenger RNA from Trichomonas vaginalis G3, 1014 nucleotides. RefSeq names its product inner nuclear membrane protein heh2-related family. Gene Ontology annotation, molecular function: chromatin binding. Gene Ontology annotation, cellular component: nuclear inner membrane. NCBI's taxonomy places the organism in Eukaryota, Parabasalia, Trichomonadida, Trichomonadidae. The record is from RefSeq and is a predicted model, not a curated record. The transcript has a single exon. Bases 1 to 1014 code for a protein of 337 amino acids.
AUGAAUAAUGAUUAUUUAUCAGCAGUACCUCGAGGGCAAUUAUUCGAUGCUUUAAAAAAGCUUGGUGUUACCCCUAGAUAUGAUGCUCCUCAGGAAGAACUUGUCAAUCUUAUCAAACAAAAAAUUCAAGGGACAGAUAUUCAGCGAGAUAAAGAAUUAUUAGGAGAAACAUUUGAUCAUCAUUUAGAUUCAAUAGUUAAUAAGCUUUUUAUUGCAUUAUUUGUUGCUUUAUCUGCAAUUGUUUUGAUAAUUGCUUUUAAUUAUUUGAAACCAUCGAAAAAAUUAUUUUGUGAUAGCGAAAAUCCAACCGGUUUGUGUAUUAAAUGUCCUUCAAAUGCAAUUUGUUCGGAAGGAAAAGCAAAAUGUCAUGAAGGUUUCAAAUUAAUGCACAGGCGUUGUAUAUACGAUGACGAUGACUCAAUAUAUAUAUCCAGUCUAUACGAAUAUGAGAUAAAACUGCUAGAAAAACAAGCAGGACGCUUUGAUUGCCGAUUAGAUAAAACAAAAUACAUAACUAGGAACGAUUUACUCAUCCAUUUGAUACGCCAUUCUAAAUUUAAGAAUGUCGAUAUCGAGUAUUUAUCAAAUAAAGCUGUUGAUCACUUAGUUUAUGAAAAUACAAUUGGAAAUGUUACAGAAGACAAUCAAGAAUUGUAUUAUUCCACCAAUAUGCAGAAACCUAUAUCAUGUAUUGUCCGCCAAGAGAUUGAAUCUCAUAUAUUUUUGACAAUUUCAAUCUCAAUAAUUUUAUUAUCAACGGCAAUAUAUAUUUACGUACAGAGUGUUAAGAAUAAUAGACGGAAACAAUCAUUUUUGUUCGUACAAUCAAUGAUAAAUAGCUACAGAAAUCAUCAUAUUCCGGUCAAUGAAGAUACGAUACGAUCGAACUUAGUUUCUAUUGAUCCAAAUCCAGAUUCUCUCAUGCCUUACGUUUUGGAGGAGCUCCGAAGGAAUCCGAAAGUUAAAACUUCAUAUAUUUGUGGAAGUUUAACUUUUAGAUUUGACCAAAAGUAA